Didymodactylos carnosus is the source of this 2445-nucleotide messenger RNA. NCBI's taxonomy places the organism in Eukaryota, Metazoa, Rotifera, Eurotatoria, Philodinida, Philodinidae. The record is from the annotation of a GenBank genome assembly.
AUGUCUGAGCUAGAAUCAACGAAGAGAGUCCAAAAACAAACAGAUAAACAACAAUGCGACGAAUCACUACAACAAAAACAACAAGCAAAUGAACAGAAAGCUAUUUCUUCGAAAAAACUAUCGCGUUAUUACAUGUAUUUACUUCAAUUAACUUUAAUAAAGUUUAUCAAUAAACAACAUCCACAUUUAGGAAAACUAUGUCUAUCAACGACAAUUUUAAAAUUAUUAAUUGAAUUUCAAUCGAUAUUACAAAAUAUUUGGACAAAUAGUUGUCCAGAUAAAUUAUCAAAGGGUAUACUUUCAACUGCCGUCUUUAAAUGGUUAUGUGAAAAAAGUAAAAAUAAUGAUGUUUUAUAUUCGGAUUGGUGCCUAUUAUUAAUAUUAUUUAUGGGAAGAAAUUGUUUUUAUAAAGAGGAUGAAUUUGAAUAUUAUUCAGAUGAAAUUGUUAUUUCAUUGUUUGAGCAUCGACAUAAUUUAAACCAUGAACAUUUUAUGAAAAUACAAAAUACAAUUUGCAAUUCUGUUGAUUCAAUUGAAGAUUUCAUGAUACAUAAAAAACUAGAGGUCCGCUACUGUGAGCUUUUUUUUUCAUUUAUCUCUAAUGCAGUAAAGAUUUUAAUAAAAAUGCAAUAUGCACCGAAACAACUAAUUUCAUCAAUUCAAGAAACAACAUCUGUUGAUCGAAAAACAUAUAAGUAUCAAUAUUUAUUCAAAAAUUAUCAAAUACAAGCAUUAGAGAAAAUAGUUGAAGAGGAAGAAAAAAAUGAUCAUGAUAACAUUAACAAUAAAUAUUGGUACAAGUAUUUCGUUUUAGUGUUUUACAAUCAAAUCGUUCAAUGGAUAAACGAUCACGAUAGCAGUGAUAUAGAACACUUAAAAAAUAUUCUUGGCAAACCAUCAAUAGUAUCAUAUUUAAAUGAAAAUUCUUCGCAUGUCACAAAUGAAAAUCAAGUUAAUGAUGAAAAUUGUCUUUCUCGUCCAACUUUCGAUAAUCUAAAAGGUGUACAGAAGCCACAAGAAGUUUUGAAAAUAGUGAAAGGUGCGUAUCAGAACUGGGCAAGUGUAGUCAAACAUGCCUCAAAUAAUAAUGAUGAGAUAUUAAAUACAAAUGUUAAAUCGGAUGACAACCAGUUACCUCCACGUCUUGGUGAUCGUAAAUCAGAACUGAAUUUUAAAGAUACUAAUAUAAAGGAUGAUAUUCACCCCUCUCUUCAACCAGUUGUAAUCAAAGCAGCUCUAUCAACUCUGAGUCUUCAUCUUGCUGAUAUUUCGACUACAAAGACAAGAAGUUCACGUCAUCGUACAAAAUCAAUACAGUAUAAUAGUUAUGGUAUGCCAACUCGUCCCGCCAGCACAUCGGCAUUACCUCCGGCUUCUUCGUUAAUCGUUACUUCAUUAUCUCAUCAUUCAUUUUCUGAUAGUUCAUUAAAUCGUAAGCCACGAUUUCCAUCAACAAAGAAAAGAGAAAUAAUAAAAGAUUCAUCUGAGGAAUGGCCGAGAUCGGAAUAUCCAUCCACAGCUUUAGUUGAGAAAGAAACAAUUUCUUGGCCUGAUAUGCCUAAAUAUUCUAUUAAAAAUGCUGUUUUUAACGGUAGAAAAUAUUCUGUUAUUAAUACAUGUCCAUUAGAUUCAGGAUUAUUUGUUCUAUAUUAUGCCUAUAUUUCGUACUCAGACGAAUUUCGAGCCUUAUUUGAUCGUGAAACAAAACUUAUCUACUCUAAUUUACGUAAGACAUUUCAGCUGGUGGGAAGUGAUGGCUGGGAUAUAGCUCGUUUAUAUUGGCUUAAUAUUCAUAAAAGAUUAAAUUCAUCAGUAGUAAACAGCAAUAAUCAGUAUAAUUUGUUUGGUACUGUUGAUGAGAAUGUUUUUGGAUAUGUUCGCACAAUGCAAGAGUAUGAAAACUCAAGUAAUUGUUUGUGUGAAGAUUGUCCAAGACGGACAAGAACCUUAAUUAGUACUGAUAUUGCUCUAAACAAAGAAAACAACGCAUUCUCCAAUACUUUGCCACAUUUUGAAACUGCAGAAGCCAUCUUGUGUGGUACUCCUAUUAGUGAAGAAGAACCUAUGAAUUAUAGUGGAGAUUAUAUAUUGGAUGAAAAAUUUCCGUUACAUAACCCAGAAACAAAUGUCGACGAAAUUAGGCCUUAUUGGUGUUGUAACAGUUUAAGAGAACGAUCCAAAAAUACGUUCAGAGAAAGGCCACCCAUUCUGAUUAUUAACAUCGCAGUUGGUGGUACAAAAAUGAAGGAGUUGCCUGUUAUAUUUAAUGUUGGACUGGAUACCUAUAAACUAUUUGCUUGUAUAUGUGGCAGAGAUGAUCAUUUCACUGCCACAAUAAAAAAGGAACAUCUUUAUUACAAGUACGAUGAUUUACAUUCAAAAGGAAUAUAUAUUUAUGACGGUACUGAUACUGUCGAAACAGCCGUAUAUUAUUUAUUAGUAUGA